This is a messenger RNA of Durusdinium trenchii, 411 nucleotides long. The record is from the annotation of a GenBank genome assembly. NCBI's taxonomy places the organism in Eukaryota, Dinophyceae, Suessiales, Symbiodiniaceae.
AUGGCCUCCGUGGGCAAGCCUAGCCAAUAUCGACUUGAGCUGCACUACUUGGUGUCCAAUGUGACCUUGGUGGAUCUGGACCUAGACGCCCAGGAGUUGGGAGGUGUGAUAUCUUGGCAUCCACCGGAACCAGAUGUCUCUCUUGUGGAGACCUACAGCGUGUACCUGGCUGAAGAUGCAGUUGGAGCCAACCGUACUGUGUUGUCAAAUCUAGCAGCAGGUACAAACCAGCUGUCUUUAGCGGCGGAUUUUGAUCUGGCACCGGGACUCACACACAUCCUGGUCUAUACCAGAUCGGCCCUGUUUGAGCAAAGUUCUCCCGCAGUGCUGAAUGUUUUGGAUGCGAACGUGUCGGUCUUCAACGUCAGCAUCACUGACAUUGACCUGGAUGAUGGCGAGGCAGAGCAUUGA